Messenger RNA from Blepharisma stoltei, 3576 nucleotides. The record is from the annotation of a GenBank genome assembly. NCBI's taxonomy places the organism in Eukaryota, Ciliophora, Heterotrichea, Heterotrichida, Blepharismidae.
AUGGGAGAAUUAAACCAUAAACAACGAGAAUUUUGAAUGCCUGAUAACUCAGCAAAAACCUGUCACAAGUGCGAUAAGGUUUUCAAUACUUUUAGAAGGAGACAUCACUGUCGAUAUUGCGGCUUGAUUUUUUGCUCAAAUUGCACAGAAAAGAGCUAUGAACUGCCUAAUGGGAAAAUUAUUCUGAGAAUUUGCAAAGACUGUUUAGAACUAUUAAAUUCCUCACAGCAAAAUACGUUGGUUGGAAAUAUAGAAAAAUAUCCCAUAUCUUCUAUUGAUGGAACUUCUGAUACACCUUCUAUUACUACAAUUGAAAAAGAAGAUAUUCUCCCAAGAGAAGUUGAAAUAUUAGAUGGGGCAGAAGAAAGAAGCCGAGAAAUAUGAAUCGACCCAGCACAGGAUGAGCAGAAGGAUAUAAGAAUUGUGGAGCUUCUAGAUGAAAUAAAUGGGAAAAGUAGAGAUGACUUUGAAAUUUAUGCUCAAGAGUUUUUAAGGAUAAGGGCGAUAAAGCUACUUGAAAAUUCUGGAGUUGAUAAAAACUGGUUUGAACUAAUCAUAAAAUUUGUAAGAGAAAUCGUCGGAAAUGUCUGCUCAUCUGUCCAGUAUAGGCAUGAUAGUAUGGACAUAAAUAAUUAUCUCAGGAUUAUUAACGUAGAAAAUUCUGACAAUAGUUUGAGCGAAUAUGUGAAUGGAAUUGUUUUAAAUAAAAACAUCGCACACAAAAGAAUGCCAAGAGAAAUAAAAAACCCAAGAAUUUUAUUAUUGCAAGGAGCUACUGAUUCGUUUUUUACAGAAAAGAGAAUCGUUUCAAUGGAUAAUUUAAUAGAUCAGGAAGGAGAUUUAACGAAAAUCUUAAUCAAAAAAAUCGAAAAAAUCAGCCCAACAGUGAUAGUAUCUGAAAAAGGCUUGUCACAGCCUAUCAUAAAUGAGCUUUCAAAAAUGGGGAUAUCGACUAUUAUUAAUGUGAAAAUGAAAAUUCUAACUAUGCUUGCAAGGGUCGCUCAAGGGCAAAUUCUAACAUCUGUGGACCAAAUUUCUCAUUUGGUAAAGUAUUUAGCGGAAUGUGAAGAAUUUUUCCAAAAAAAUAUUGGACAGUCCACAUAUUUAUACUUUAAAGGCUCUGCAGAUAAUUCAUUAGGGGCCACAAUUAUUUUAUCUGGGCCUGAUAAACCUGAGCUUAAAAAGGUAGCCAGUUUAAUUAGACAGCUCAGUCUAGAAUAUCGCAAUGUAAGACUAGAAAAAAGAGCUUUUACGCAGUGCAGGCUUGAAAACUACCCUGAUAUUUUUUUGAAUUUUUUUAAAGAGUCAACUGCCUAUAAAUAUCUCGUUGUCUGUGGACAUAAUAUGUGCAUAAGGAUUAUAAAGAAUUAUCUGGUAGAGAUAUUUGAUAAAAGAAACAGGUCCGUGAAGAGAGAAAAGUUGACCUGUAAAGAGAACAACAGGCUAUAAUCGAAUUAAUUAAUUAAUAAAAAUAUGUGUAUAAGGCCUAAAAGCAUGACCAUUGAUUUUUAUAAAGAAAAUGAUAUUCCUUUGGGAGAAUUUAUUAUCUCCACCAUCAAAAAAUCAAAUGAGAGAUGCGAAUGUGGUAGAAUCUGAGGUGUCCAUUCUUUUUACUAUUUAAAAUCAGGAGGCAGAAUUAAAAUUCGGCUUGGAAAAUCAACCUGUCCAAUAAGAGACAUCGUAGUUAGUAAAGAAUGCAAAGCAUGUGGAAAAACUGACGAGAAAUCAGAAAUUUUAAGCAAAGCAACCUGAGAGUAUUCUUUUAAUAAAUUCAUUGACAAUUUUUUUGUCAAAAAAGACCUGUUUCAUGACCAUCGAAGUUGCAGACAUGACUAUUAUAAAUUUGCGAGAUUUCAAUUCCAUGCAUUUGGAAUCAAAGUCACUGUUCAAUGGGAAGAAAACCCGAUUUUUGAUUUAGUUACAUCUAGAAAUAAAGACAUGGGAAGAUAUUAUAACACGCUAUUGAAUAAAACUUAUAAUGAAAUGAAAAUGGCAGCAAAAGACGUGCUCGAUGAUAUGAUAAGUAAUUGCAAAGACAUGUCAAGAGUCAUAAGUUCAUUAUUUUCUGAAGAAGAAUCAAAAGAUACCCAAAAUAAAUGGGAAAAAUUGCGUCAAGAAAUUGUCUAUGAUAUUGAUUUUUUAUCUUCACUAGUAGAAAAGCUGCAAAACAUAGACAUUUCUGAGUUCUCCAAUAUUUUACAGCUAGAAACAUAUAGAAGAGCUCUAUUCUUCCAAUUUUGCUCCACAAAGGUAAAUAUUGAAAACAUUGCAAAUAAUGUAAGAAGGGUAAAGUCAGGAGAAAAUGUGACGAUAAAUGAAAUUUCUUCAAAUUUAAACUCUUUCUUUGAAACACAAAACGAAUUAGCAGACACUGCUUCUUUUAAUGAAAGUAAACAUGAGCUUUCUACGAUGAUUCACGACUCUUUCGCAAUAAAAAAGGUGAAUUUAUCUAACAAAGAUGAUGAGCUAAUACAAUCAUCGCAUUUUCUUUAUAUGCAGAGAGGGUGUUUAACGCUUCCACUUGUAAAGGAUUCUAUUUGUGUCCCGGUUGAUGAGCAAGAUUCUUUGUCAAUAAUAGCUUAUACGCUGUCUACAGAAAAGUAUAAAGAUUUUAUAAUGUCAAAUUCAAAUCCACAGCUAGAUAAAAAUAACCAAAUUGAGGCAUCUUUACUAUCAGGCAGUGAAGACCAUUUUGAGUUUCAAAUUUCUACAUAUGACGAUGAUGCAUUUAAUGAGCUUGCCCAUAAAGAUGACAUGAGAAGACUAUAUGGCCCUCAUUUGACUAUAAAAGUCCAAAUAUGCUUUCCAUUUCAAUUUAAUGCAUGCCGACUAUUUGUUUGUGGAUCUGCUGAAGAGUUUUUAAUGUCGAUUUAUGCUUCACAAAAUAAUCAAAUGCAGCUUGGCAAAAGUGGCGCGACUUUUAGAACUUCGCAUGAUGGGAAAUAUAUAUUGAAAAUUGUUGACGAAAAAGAAUUUCACAUGUUUAUUGAUUUAGCACCUAAUUAUUUUCGGCAUGUCUGCAAAAGCUUUUUUCAUAGCAUGCCGUCCUUACUUGUAAGAACAUUAGGAGCUUUCAGGAUUUACAUAAAAAACCAAGGCACUGGAAGAUCUCGGGUAGAGUGUGCAUUAUUAUAUGAAAAUGUCGGGUUCAAUAUGCCUGAAAAAUGCUUCACCUAUGACUUAAAAGGAACUGCCAAUUCUAGAAGAAAGGUAAGAUCAGGCGAAAAACGCACAAAAAUGGACAUUAAUUUUCUAGACGAUUUUUUUGGAGUUCCUAUCAAUAUUUCUCCUGAAUUCAAAAGAAUUUUUGACGCUGCUGUAUGGAAUGAUUCUCUUUUCUUAUCAAAACAAAAUAUCGUUGAUUAUUCUUUACUUAUUAUAGUAUCUCUAGAGCAGCGGAAAAUUGCAGCAGGGAUUAUUGAUUAUGUAGAGCAAUAUACAUUCGAACGAGUCAUUGAAAGCAAUUAUAAAAAAGUUGUAGGUGCUGAAUUGCCUACAAUUACACAUCCAAAUACAUAUAAAGAACGAUUUCGUAGCCAAAUUCUGCAGACUUAUUUUAUUGCAAUUGAAGAAUAA